Rattus rattus (black rat) is the source of this 768-nucleotide messenger RNA. Its product is annotated as eukaryotic translation initiation factor 5-like. Gene Ontology annotation, biological process: formation of cytoplasmic translation initiation complex; translational initiation; formation of translation preinitiation complex. The record is from RefSeq and is a predicted model, not a curated record. NCBI's taxonomy places the organism in Eukaryota, Metazoa, Chordata, Mammalia, Rodentia, Muridae. Gene Ontology annotation, cellular component: cytosol. Gene Ontology annotation, molecular function: translation initiation factor activity; GDP-dissociation inhibitor activity; eukaryotic initiation factor eIF2 binding.
AUGAUCCCAUGUACUACUGAAUAUAUUCCUUGGCUUCGAGAUAGACCAUUCUUUAGAGAAGACAGCGCGGGGGCGGGGCGGUGGGGGUUGUGGCUGGUGGUGCUGUCCAGUGCUCCUGCCCCUCUACCCCAUGGCUGCCUGCUAGCUCACAGCCUUGUUCCUGCCUCGUCUGCCGGGUCACCAGGUUCAGUACUGCUGGUGUUGAUGUGGACAUCACUGGGACAGUCCCUCCCACUGUUUCUGCUCAUCCCUGGCCCAGCUAUCCUGGACCAGGUUUCCAGCCCCUCUUCCUUCCAGUGCCAGCCUCUUGUUUUGACAGAAGUUUUCUUUGAUGAGAAGAUAAGAGAGAAAAUCAAGAAAUACAGGUGCCAUUCUCUAAGAUUUUGUCAUAACAACAAAAAGGCUCAGUAUUACCUUCUUCAUGGUUUGCAAUGUGUGUUAGCAAUGGAUCAAGCUCAGCUGACCUCCGAGAUUCCAUUUAUCUUGAAGGAAAUGUAUGAUGCCGACCUUCAAGAAGAGGUCAUUAUCAGCUGGUCAGAAAAAGCCUUCAAGAAAUUUGUCUCAAAAGAACUUGCUGAAGAGGUGCCUGUCAAAGCAGAGCCAUUUAUUAAAUGGUUGAAAGAAGCAGAGGAAGAAUCUUCUGGUGGUGAGAAAGAAGGUGAAGAUGAAAAUACUGAGGUGUUAUAUUCAAAAAAUGCCACUGCACCAAAAUUUGAAACUGUGAAGUCUGACAACCAAUAUGAUGACAUUGAUAUUGACGAAAUUUAA